Messenger RNA from Eptesicus fuscus (big brown bat), 1044 nucleotides. RefSeq names its product ribonuclease K3-like. Gene Ontology annotation, molecular function: nucleic acid binding; RNA nuclease activity. Gene Ontology annotation, biological process: defense response to Gram-negative bacterium; defense response to Gram-positive bacterium; antibacterial humoral response. The record is from RefSeq and is a predicted model, not a curated record. The transcript has 2 exons. Bases 268 to 732 code for a protein of 154 amino acids. Lineage: Eukaryota; Metazoa; Chordata; Mammalia; Chiroptera; Vespertilionidae.
CUUUAAGUAAGCUUACUCUUCCUGUGCCUCUGGUGAUAUUGAUACAAUUUUAAACGGCCGAGUUUGAAGGUCUACGUAUCUCAUCCACAUUGCACACAAGAAGUUUAUCUUCCACGCCCUCCUCUUUCUUAAGGGCUCAGAACGUUCCCUUGAGAAGGCAGGCAGCUCUGAAUGCCUGGGGAAGAAACAGCCUACAAAAGCCUCUGAGCCUGGGACUAACUACAGCUUCUGUUUCCAGUGGGAGCACCAAGGUGGAAAGCUGAAAAGAUGGUGCUAGAUCUCCUGGGAUGUUUUCCUCCCCUCCUAUUGCUGCUGGGACUUUGGGGACCAAUGUAUCCAGUUUAUGCUUUGCCUAAGAAUCUCACCAAGGCUAAGUGGUUUGAAAUUCAGCAUAUACAACCAACCCCUCUCCAAUGCAACAUGGCAAUGCAAGGUGUCAAUAAUUAUACUCAGCACUGUAAGCCUCUAAACACCUUUCUGCAUGACUCCUUCCAGAAUGUGGCUGCUGCCUGUAAGCCGCCCAACAUUACCUGCAAGAAUGGCCAGAACAAUUGCUACCAGAGCCCAAAGCCUGUCAGCCUCACUAACUGCAAUCUCACUGGAGGGAGGUAUCCUAACUGCCGCUACCAAGAUGCUCCCCAGUACAAGUUCUUCAUUAUUGCCUGUGACCCCCCUCAGAAGGGAGACCCUCCCUAUAAUUUGGUUCCUGUACACUUAGAUAAGGUUUUUUAAAGUUUUUACCAUUUUGCCUCGCACUUGGUACAGGUUCCUUUAUGCUCUCCUGCCUUCUCUUUUGUUGAUUCCCUGGUUCCCAUAGAAGAAAAAAGGAGGGUAUUGGGAGAAUUAAAGUGUCAAGGACACCAGACCAGAGUUGGGACAAAAAGAAAUUAUGAUUCCUUUCUGCUUUGGAGCUCUGUGUGUUUCAAAGGAAGACAAUAAGGAAGAGGGAAAAGAAGGGUCCAGACCUCCCUAUUUUUUAAUCUGGGAACUUCUGUCAAGCUUUGUUACACUGCAUUAACAGCAAUAAAACCACUUUCUGCUGCA